AUGUCAUCCAAGUACGCACUGAUCUUUGUCCUAGCGGCACUUUGCUGCCUGGUGGCCACCGAGGCAGCUGCCCAACGUCGCAACGGCGCCGUACUGUCAUCAGAGGAGUCGAGGGACACCAAGGAUUCCAGUGAUGUUGAGGUGAAGCGAGAACCGGAGGAGGAGCAGGAGCAGGAUCAAGAUGCAGGUGACAACAAUCAGCUGCAACUGAAUGAGAAUCACAAUGCGGCUGUCAGCAAACAGGAUAAUGUGAGGGAGACCGUUGUGCGCUCCAAUAAGGAUGAUGCCCGUGCCCGUCGUGUUGUGCGUCGUCGUCGUGGUCCUCGUCGCAGCCGCAACUCCCGUCGUCGUCGUCGUGGCGGCAACCGCAGACGUCGUGGUGGCAACCGCAGGCGUCGUGGUGGCAACCGCAACCGUCGUCGUAGCACGAUCAGGAGACGUGGUGGCAGACCCCUCCGCGGUUAA
Drosophila innubila is the source of this 465-nucleotide messenger RNA. RefSeq names its product protein nemuri. The record is from RefSeq and is a predicted model, not a curated record. The transcript has a single exon. Bases 1 to 465 code for a protein of 154 amino acids. NCBI's taxonomy places the organism in Eukaryota, Metazoa, Arthropoda, Insecta, Diptera, Drosophilidae.